GACGCACCCAUUGCUCGACUCUCCAUUGGAAAAAAACAUCGAUAAUUGAGAGUUGGUGGAAAAAAACAGUGUUGAUAAGCCAAGUUAGUGUUGUAUGCGUCGAGUGGGUUUGAAUACGUGUUUUUUCUGUCGGUAAAAUGGGAAACUGCCACACCGUUGGACCAAAUGAGGCCCUUGUGGUUUCAGGUGGCUGCUGUGGCUCAGAUCAGAAGACAUAUGUUGUGGGAGGCUGGUCUUGGGCCUGGUGGCUAAUCUCUGACAUCCAGAGAAUGUCUCUGGAGGUUAUGACCAUCCUCUGUCGCUGUGAGAAUAUCGAAACUUCGGAGGGUGUUCCCCUGGAUGUGACAGGGGUGGCUCAGGUGAAGGUGAUGACAGAAAAUGAACUGUUGGGUUACGCCUGCGAACAGUUCCUGGGGAAGUCAGUCGUGGAGAUCAAGAGUGUCAUCCUGCAGACCCUCGAGGGUCACCUGCGUGCCAUCCUUGGCACCCUAACUGUUGAGCAGAUUUACCAAGACAGAGACAAAUUUGCCACUCUGGUGCGAGAGGUGGCAGCACCUGAUGUCGGCCGCAUGGGCAUCGAGAUCCUCAGCUUCACCAUCAAGGAUGUAUAUGAUAAAGUGGAGUACCUGAGCUCACUGGGCAAAACUCAGACAGCUGCGGUACAGAGGGAUGCAGACAUCGGAGUGGCAGAGGCAGAGAGAGAUGCUGGCAUCAGGGAAGCUGAGUGUAAGAAAGAAAUGAUGGAUGUUAAGUUCCUAGCUGACACAAAAAUGGCCGACUCCAAACGAGAGCUGGAAAUGCAGAAAGCUUCCUUUAAUCAGGAAGUGAACACAAAGAAAGCAGAGGCUCAGCUGGCGUAUGAGCUGCAGGCGGCCAAAGAGCAGCAGAAGAUCCGUCUGGAGGAGAUCGAAAUCGAGGUGGUGCAGAGGAAGAAGCUGAUCACUAUUGAGGAGAAGGAGAUCGUCCGCACUGACAAGGAGCUCAUCGCCACUGUGAAGAGACCUGCCGAGGCUGAAGCCUACAAGAUGCAGCAGCUGGCUGAGGGACAGAAGACAAAGAAGGUGCUGACGGCGCAGGCAGAGGCAGAGAAGAUCCGCUUUAUCGGUGAGGCAGAGGCUGCCUCCAUUGAAGCGGUGGGGAAGGCAGAGGCUGAGAAGAUGAGGCUGAAAGCUGAAGCCUACCAGCAGUACGGCGAGGCUGCCAAGACAGCUUUGGUCCUAGAGGCUCUACCAAAGAUUGCCAGUAAGGUGGCUGCACCCCUGUCCAAGACCAAUGAGAUUGUGAUCCUGAGUGGAGACGGCAGCCGCGUGACUGGAGAGGUGAACCGUCUAUUAGCUGAACUCCCUGUUUCCGUCAACGCCCUCACUGGGGUGGAUGUGACUAAGAUCCCUCUGCUCCAGAAGAUGAUCAGCCCACAGUGCCAAACAGCCAUGUGAUCAAUCAGGCCACAGACUUGUUACUCUGAAUCCUUUAACAUAUAUCUGCCUCAAGCAUGAAAAUAGUUUUUUCAACCUCUGACCCCUUAUGCAACUGCCUUUGACCAGAAUCACUCGACACCAACCAAGAGGUUUUUUUUAUAUUUUUAAGAGGUUUUUAAUUUUCUAAAGGAAAAGAAGCUGGAGCCUUACUUGUAAAGGAGCAGACUAUAUGUAUCUUCUAUUGUUUUUAGUUUUUGUUUUAGACACAUUGAUACUUAUCAUAGUCCACUAGUUAGCCAGGAUUAUAUGCUGCAAUCCUGUUCAGUCCUACAAGUCAUCCAAAGCAGAGUUGGGUAUUUUUGAGAGACAAAAGUCAGAGUUGGACCACUUUAAAUGUGGUAGUGUUAAACAUUAUUUAUAGAUAGAAAAACGCCACUGUCUUCAGUAGUAGAUGCUGAAAAGAGUCUAAAACAUAAAGGUCAAAUCUGAAUAUUGUUCUCUUCUCUAGAGCUGUUUAAGAGCUACCUGAAGUUUGGAGGGCACCACUUCCCUGUCAGGUGUUAUGACAUUUAUUCACCUCGGGAGCAGAGCAAAGUGUCCCAGCUCCUGCCUCUUCAUUAAACAGUCAUUCGUCUGAUGCUCAGAUAGUGAGGAAGCGUGCAGUAGACUGAGCACAGUGUGAAAUAGGCAGCUUUUAUUUCCUGUUUGCUUUUAAAACUCUAUUUCUUAUAGAUUAAUUAGACUUAUCUCUAACUCAGAGAGAACUUGAUGGAUCCUCACCCACUGUGAUUGUAAAAUUUACAGUAUAUUACAAUAUCAGUGAUAUUUGAAUCACUUGUACAAUAAUUCUUACCUCCCGGUAUAUUGUCAUGCCUGUCUUCUUGUUCUGAUGUGCAGUGCCUGUUCACCACACAAACCUUAGGACAGUGGUUUGGCUUUAGUUGGAUUUAUGUCAGAGUAUAUCACUGUGUUAUAGAUGGAUGAUGUUUAGAUAUUGUUCCCUGUUCUCAUAACAUCCGCUUAUACUAACAAUAGUGUUUACUCUUUACUUUUGUCGCAUGUUUGUACACAUAGGCAGAUUAUAACGCUAAGCAAACACAUAAUACAAAGCCAUACUUAGAAAAGAUUAGCCUUAAAAGACAGCCUGGACGCCUGCCAGGCUUACUGAACAUUUCUUUAUUACUCAUGUAGCACAUGGAUACACGUUCAGGGUCUGAGCUUUAGUUUAUUUUGUUACUUCUCUCCCUCUUUCCUCCUCCUGAGACGAACUGUUAGUCCUCCUUCUACUCAGACGUGGUAACGUGUUUCUCAGAUGUUGUUUCGCACGUUGACUUUUGCAGACUGUGUACAUAUUUUAUAUCUUUAAAGAGUACACCUCUGUGGCUUGAAAGUUGCCACUGUGUUGCAUAUCUGUGAUGACAAAGCAGGAAUUUAAUGUCUCGUUCAGUCGGUCUGUAACUCAUUAAGUUGGAAAAUAAGCAUGUAAACAGGUCAUAAAAACUGUACAUGGUGUUUGUGCUUGGGUGGUCUUCAGUUUGGUAAAUGUAAUGUCAAGCAGUUGGAUCACUGACUUUUCCUGCUGCAACAUGUACAUUUUCUUGUUGCUCGCUGAUCAGGUCAAUCUACUUACUACAUGUAGUCUGUCACAGUCGUUUUAACCAUUGAAAGCGAGAUGACAGCCGAUGUCCAAAAUGAUGGUUCAGUGUUACAUCAUCACUUGUGGCGUGAGGACACAGUGUGCAACAAGUUGUAAGUUUCAACCUCUAGAUGGCAGGAUCUUAACCUAUAUUGAGUUACUCUUCAAACUAAAUGAGCCUUUUGUUGCUGCCUCUUAGAAAUUUGAACUGUUGUUUUGCCACAUAAUCCGACCUGCUUACUGUGCACACAGUUAGGUUGGGCUUCCCUUUUAUAAUGAUGUAUUUUGCUUCUGGUAAAUCAUAUCGUGAAUGAUCAUUAACCACUUUUCAGAAUCUGUGACCUUAAAUGUUUUAGUUUUUUAUUUUGCAACUGACUGUUAUGAAGUUAUAAUAGUCGCACCAUUUUCUUUAUUUUCUGUGAAUAAACAUGAGACUUGUGGCUUGUUUGUUCCGUGCAAAUUUCAUCUUGUUUCUGUUUUUGAUAUGACUGUUACAUUUCCCUCCAAGUUCUAAUGUUUUUCUGCAACUAUUUUACCUGCUGUAAAUGAUGGUGAAAACACUGCCUGGCUGUGUAUCAAGUGAUUAACAGCAUCUAAUAUCAUUCAUCUGAUCGUGCAUACACUGUCCCAUUUUCAAACUGUGAUUCACUGCAGCCUGGCAGAGCCCGCCAACAGUUUACUCUUCACUGUGGUCUGGCGAUUCAGACAAAUGGCAUUUUUAAGUCGGCUGCACAAUAGAUGAUUGACAGUUUUCGUCUUCAUUCAGACAUCAACAUGGAACUUUUUCUACACCUGACUGAAAGGCUGCACCAGCCCCUGGCAGUCAGUAGGACUGAUCUGGAAACACAAAACUAACCCACCCGAUUCAGCUUCUGAAUACAUUUAAGGUGAGAAAUGGAACAGUUGCAGAAUGAUUUGACAGUUUGAAAGGUGGCGUGUCACAUUAUGUUUACAUAUCGGACCCAGAUUAAUCCACAUCAGUCAAUCAUUGUGAGUGGUUGUUUCCAGACUGUGCAAAGGUAUCUUGAUAAAAUGGGUAAUAACUUGCAGUAGAAUGAGCCUGUUAUUUAGAAAAGUAGAUUUUGUUUGUGUACACAGUGCCUUUGUUAAAUAAUCAUUCAUACUUAAAUGUGCAGUUUGUUGACUGUAUUGAUCAUACACUUGGAAGUAGUGAGGGAUAUUCUAUCAUGAAUUUACUGUCAAAGACUAACUUGUAGAAUAUAUUUCUUUCCACUUAUUCUGUUCGAUGUACUUCAUGACAUUCUGUACUGCAAAUGUACAAGGGAACACAGAUAUAUAUCUAGUUAGAUGAUAAAUAUAAAGUGUUUUACAGCUUUUCCUUUGGAAUCUGGACCUCAUUAAUUAUUUUGGCCAUUAUUAUUGUGUGUCAAACAAUACAAUUUCUUGAUUUGUAUUAUCUAAUAGGAAGAGUGGCAACUUCCUACUACAAGUGGCAUUUUAGAGGAGAAUGUGUUUAAAUACCAAAUACAAUGACCUAUGCCUUAACUCUCUCAUGGACACAUCUAUAAUCUCUCUUAAAAUUAUAUUGUAGCUUUAUCUUCUCAUGUUACACUGGCCUUUGGAAAACUGAUCCAGCAUGGCAUUUUAAGCAUGUGUUCAUGUUAUUCUGUGUUGUGUGCCACCCUAUAAUAAAUGUUAUAUCACUUCC
Messenger RNA from Siniperca chuatsi (mandarin fish), 4723 nucleotides. RefSeq names its product flotillin-2a. The record is from RefSeq and is a predicted model, not a curated record. Gene Ontology annotation, biological process: regulation of myoblast differentiation; protein localization to plasma membrane. Lineage: Eukaryota; Metazoa; Chordata; Actinopteri; Centrarchiformes; Sinipercidae. Gene Ontology annotation, cellular component: plasma membrane. Bases 138 to 1436 code for a protein of 432 amino acids. The transcript is spliced from 11 exons.